CACGGUAAAAGCGACCACUUACUUGGUAACUCCCCGGAAAAUACGGUUAUUAACCCCGCGAAAACCAAAAACAUUCUGUAAAAAAAUAAAAAGAAAAGAAAAACACCCGCACCGCGAUUCGAUUCCAUAAUAUAAUCAAAUGCAGAGGUUGCUGCUUUCUGAAUUGUGAUCACGGUGAAGGUCCUGGUGAUCAAUCCCAGUGCUUUCGUCGCACACUUAUCAAUUUCACUGAAGAAAAAGUAGCAAAAUUUGCUUGAAGAAUUGGGGAGUCCGUUGCCAACGGAUUUUGAACAGCAAUGGAGGAGUUGUCGUUGGAUAGAUCGGAGUUGCGCAGAAUGCAGAGAGAGCAAGAGCGGGAACGACGGCGCGUAAGGGACAGGGAGAGGAGGCAGUCUAUGACCAUUGAACAGAGAGAACGACAUCUGGCUCGGCGUCGCAGGAACUAUCAACUUAGACGACUGAGAGCUGAAAAUGCUAAAGCAGGGGAUUUCCCGUCACAGCAAAUAAGCAACGAACAGGAUGCAGCAGGGUCAGAAGGGAACAAUGACGUCCGGGAAGUUACUCAGCUCGAAAACCCGACCACGGAACGUCUGCAGUACUCCCAAUGUUUGGAGGCUGCAGCUUCUAGAUCGUCUAAUUUAUCAAAACGGUUGCGUUUGAGUCAUAUAAGGCGGCUUGCGCGGUCGUUGAAUCAUUUAGGCGUCGAGGUUAUUGGUAAUCACCAAAUUGUAGCGGACGUGAUUCCGAAGGGUGAUACCAAUGCUUCUUGUUUCCGAAUUGGCGAUUUUGAUUCCGGGAGGCUUCCAAAUGGACUGCGUUUCAAUCGUGUUAAACGUCUUGCACGAUCAAUAAAUUCUUCUACGAAUGAGGCUUCUGUUAAUGGCCCAAAAGUUGAACAGAUUCCGUCUGCAGAAGAGAUUCGAGCGAUUGGUGAUGAUAAGCCUAAAUUUGGACAAAGUAUUGAUGUUAGAGGAGAAGUAGAAGGACCUAACAUGGAUGGUAAUUCUCAGCUGCAUUUUCAAUGUGCGUAAAUAAAGCAAUGGAUAAACACCCCCUCGUGUACCAACGUCAGGACGUGAACUUUAAUCACACACAAUAAAUGGACUUUACGCAGCUCUUCUCCACAGCUCCACAGAUUUUUUAGUGAAGACUAAUUGUAUGACAGAGAAAGCUAACAGGAUGAGGAAAGCGUGUUGGAUUCAGAAAACUUGCUGGCAAGGCUCGCCGAUCUCUUCAAACAAUUACUCGUAGUCAGAAAAUCGACGAGCUAGAGUUACGUUUUGCUGCGCUGCUGCUGGCAGAUUUUGAUCAGAGGAGGAAGAGAACAUAUUUCAUGAGGGUCUUGAAAUAGGACGAUACUUGUAGACCGCAUUGUCAAUGAAUUAAUUUAUACAGAUUUACUCAUAAGAAGUUCUUUUGGGGGUUUUUAUUCUGGUUUCUUGUUGAUAUUUUGAUCAAGUUUUA
Molecule: messenger RNA, 1464 nt
Organism: Malus domestica (apple)
Lineage: Eukaryota; Viridiplantae; Streptophyta; Magnoliopsida; Rosales; Rosaceae
Source: RefSeq, a predicted model, not a curated record